This is a messenger RNA of Notolabrus celidotus (New Zealand spotty), 1690 nucleotides long. RefSeq lists its product as uncharacterized. The transcript is spliced from 12 exons. Bases 59 to 1012 code for a protein of 317 amino acids. NCBI's taxonomy places the organism in Eukaryota, Metazoa, Chordata, Actinopteri, Labriformes, Labridae. The record is from RefSeq and is a predicted model, not a curated record. Gene Ontology annotation, biological process: vesicle cytoskeletal trafficking. Gene Ontology annotation, cellular component: early endosome. Gene Ontology annotation, molecular function: protein binding.
AUUUCCAGCUCCUUUCAAUCACACUUCCGGGUUGGUUUGUUGUGUUUCUACGUUGAUCAUGGCUGCAGAAGGCGAUUUUCUGGCGAGAUACCGUACAGUGUCAAAUAAACUGAAAAAACGUUUUCUCCGAAAGCCAAAUGUAGCGGAGGCGAGUGAGCAGUUUGGUCAGCUAGCCAAGGAGCUAAAGCAGCAGGACUGCCUUCAGUAUGCUGCCUUCUGUAACCUCGCCAUGGCUCGGUGUGAGCAGACCCUUUUUAACGCCCCUGGAGAGGCGCUGGCAUUAACCGAUGCUGCCCGCCUCUUUCUCUCCUCUGAGAAGGAGAACAGGGCGCUGCAGGCUCCUGGAUUUGAUGAGCACCUUCAGGCUGCAUUAAACUGCUACAGCUUCGCUAUCAAGGUGUACAUUGAGAUGAACCAGCCUGUGAUGGCAGCCAGCUUAUGUCUAGAACUUGGCAAUGCGCUCAAGGAGAUGAACAGACCAGGAGAGGCUAUUGUUCAUUAUCAGCGGGCUGCAGAAUUACAGACACAGACUCCAAUAGAAGCUCUGCUGUCAAUGGGAGAAAUGGCCACGUGUAAAAUUCUCACCCGUGACUAUGACGGUGCUUUGUCAGUGUUCACAGAGAUGCAGCUGAUGUGUCAGGAGAGAGGACUGCAGCUACCAGGCACCAGCACACCUGUUGGUGCAUUUCUGGAUAUUGUCGCAAAAUGUGAGAUCUCCAGGGUUCUACUGCUGAUGUUGCUUGAGCCUCCGCCUCAGAAGUUGUUACCUGAACAUGCCCAGACCCUGGAGAGAUACGCAUGGGAGUCCUUUGACCCUCACAGCCAAGUGACCUUCCUGCCUGAGAAUGUUUUCCUGCUCCUGCAGUCAGUGGUGAUGGCGUGUCAGGAGAAAGAUACAGAGUCCCUCAAGUCUCUCCAGACUGAGCUAUGGCCGUUGCUGACUGCAGAGCAGAAUCAUCUUCUCCACCUGGUGGUUCAGGAGCGCAUCACACCGUCUGGACAAGGCAUCUAGUACAGUCCAGUUUUUACUGACUUCCUCUGGGACAGAUGCUUUAUAUAACAGAACAUUCUUGUUUCUGACUGGGUCUGUUGUAAGGCCUGAAGAAGUGUUGUUUUCAAAAACCUGUGUUGUAGCUUGCACUCAGAAUCACACAUAACAGCAAACUUUGCUUUUGUAAGGCAAAGAUGUGCAAAUAGAGAAAUCGAUCUGUAGAAAUUGAAAUACUGUUUUCAUUUAGCUUUUGUUGUGCUUCUAUAUGAGUGAAGAUGAAAGAACUUUACCAACUCAAACCUAUUUAUUACCUUACAGUGACUGUUGUGGAUAUAGUUGCUACAGUUUAGACACAGGCUUUGUGAUAUAAUUUGUUUUAUUAAUUAAUUAUAUGGCUUAAAUUCCAAUGUAAUUACAAACAAAACUUUCUAUUGCAUAGUUGUGAAAUAUGGUGAUAUGAAACACCAUGGUCCCUAUUCCUUGUUCACUUUAGGCUCACUUGAACAGCAUGUACUUUUCUUAUGAUAGCAGCCAACUACAGACACAAAAUCAAAUAUAGUUUAAAAAAACACUCAGUACAAAAUGUUACAAAAAUAUAAUGGUUACAAUUUACAUUGAAUAACAAAGGAUACACUAGACUUCAGUUGUAAAAUAAUGAUACAUGAUUAAAACUACUUGUACUGAAAAUAAAGGCUUGUC